Messenger RNA from Paramecium sonneborni, 979 nucleotides. Lineage: Eukaryota; Ciliophora; Oligohymenophorea; Peniculida; Parameciidae. The record is from the annotation of a GenBank genome assembly.
GUGGUUAAUUUUGUAUGUUUGUUCCUGAAACACUUACCAUUUAGUAAUCUCCUCAACACUAAUUUCAAACAAUAGACUAAUCACAAUAGUAAAUAAACUAAUUUGAAACCAUAUAAUUUGGCUAAAUAUCUAAAUCAACAAAAAUAGUUCCUGAGCUUAGAAUGAGAAAAAUAUAUUUAAUGAAGGUUAGAAAUACUUUAAUAUUUAGGAUAAAAUUAGAAAUAAACAUGUUUGGAUAGAAUUGAGAAUAAAUCAAUACCGAUAAUAAGAUUCAAUUAUCCCUGAUGAAACUAGUAAGAAAUUCUAUAUACUUAAUUUAAAGAAUUUUGUAGAAUUUGUUUGUGCGAUGAUGGUAAUUCUGAUUUAAUAAGACCAUGUAAAUGCAAAGGCUCAUUACAAUAUAUACAUGAGAAUUGUCUUAAAAUUUGGAUCUUAGAAAAGCAAGGUGUAGAAAAGGUAUAUAAAAAUGAUGUAAGAUAAAGUUUAUAUCAAAAGAUAGAUUGUGAAGUUUGUCAUUCAAAAUUUUAAAUGGAAACUAAAUUUUCUGAUUAAAAAUAGUUAAGAAUGAUAAAGAGAGCCCCAAGAGCUAGAAAAUGUUGCUGGACUUUUGAAAUUCUAGUUUCUUUAGGCAUUAUUGGAGCUAUUAUUGCAUUAAUCUUUUAAAUAAUUGUACUAUUCAAUAUACUAUAAAUAUUAGGAUGGAAAACUAGAACCAUUAAUUUUAGCAGGAACAACUGUCCUAUUUGUUUUAUUGAUUUUAAUUGUCUCUUUAAUCUACGUUAGUUGUAUUGAUUAAGUUACAGUUGAAGUACUUGAUCCUUGGAGAUUUAUAGAUGUUUAAGGUGAAAGUGAUUCAAAAUCAGUUUCAAUAAUUGAAUUCGAUAACCCAAAUAAGUAGACUAUUUAGACAGUUAAUUAAAAUGAAAACAUUAACGAUAGGCGUUAUUCGACUAUAAACGUAGUUUAAAUAUAAAGUUGA